Exophiala viscosa is the source of this 869-nucleotide messenger RNA. Its product is annotated as dynein light chain, cytoplasmic. Lineage: Eukaryota; Fungi; Ascomycota; Eurotiomycetes; Chaetothyriales; Herpotrichiellaceae. The coding region runs from base 128 to 421 and encodes 97 amino acids. Gene Ontology annotation, cellular component: cytoplasmic dynein complex. The record is from RefSeq and is a predicted model, not a curated record. Gene Ontology annotation, molecular function: dynein intermediate chain binding. Gene Ontology annotation, biological process: microtubule-based process. The transcript is spliced from 7 exons.
CAGGCAACAUUCGGAACUGGUGAUAAACAUUCCCUUUCGUGCAGUUGCUCAUUACCCUAUCAGCCUUUGCACUUCCUACAACUAUUCACAUUUCGUUGAAGACAUCGCACAUUCCACAGCAACCACCAUGGCGGAAUCCGCGCCUGAAAAGAAAGUGAAGCUUGAGCCACAAAUCAAGUCCGUCGAUAUGAGCGAGGACAUGCAACAAGAGGCCAUCGAAGUUGCACAAGAAGCGAUGGAAAAGUUUACUAUCGAGAAGGACAUUGCCCAACACAUCAAAAGAGAGUUCGACUCGAAAAAGGGUGCUACCUGGCAUUGCAUAGUCGGCCGGAAUUUUGGGAGCUUCGUCACACACGAGACGAAGCACUUCAUCUACUUCUACCUUGGCCAUGUUGCCAUUCUGUUGUUCAAGACACAAUGAUUGAAGCAGUUUAGCGACAUUGGCGUGGACACGAGAGCGUUAAUUCCACAUGGUGCUACGUCCCCAAGCAAGCGAUCAUGCAAGGUAAUGGGCAAUUGGGAGAAUGGUGCGAUGGGAUGGUCGAUUGAUAUGCUGGUGUACAAUGCAUUCUGAACAUAUGCUGAAUGGACUGCCACUGUGUUAUGAAAUGAAAACUUGUGUGCACCUCCGUCCGGCACUUCUAUGACCUUCCGAGCGCGUCGUUCACUGCGUACAUAUACGUACUAUCAGUAUAUGCAAUUGAGAACGUGUCAUCGCAAGGCUGUGACUUCAGGCGUCGGGCUGCAUUCUUUUGUUUGUGGUGGGGGGGAUUUCCCCGAGAAUCUGUGGCAAUGAUUCGCCGAGUGACGAAUGCUGCCCUUAGAGUUUCGCAUCAUCAGCUCGUCACCCUUCUUGUUGCGCCGCGCCA